AUGGCAGAAUCGAAGUAUAGUGUCGAACAAGUAGGUGUAAUUGUUGAAUUCUAUGGUGGCGAACUCAAUGGAGUCAGUUAUAGCGAUCCCGCUACUGUGAAAAAAUAUGCUCGACGUGCUCAAUUGGGUGAAAUUUUUGAAUUAGAUCGUGCUACUUUAAAAUCGGAUGGUGUUUUUCGUAGCAGUCCAAGGGGUUGGUUUACUUUUGGACAUGUUUCGUUUGCUCUGGUCUUCUUUUUUGGGCACAUUUGGCAUGGUGCUAGAACCUUGUUCAGAGAUGUUUUUGCUGGUAUUGAUCCAGAUUUGGAUGUGCAAGUAGAAUUUGGAGCAUUCCAAAAACUUGGAGAUCCAACUACAAAAAAACAGGGAGUCUGA
This is a messenger RNA of Lathyrus sativus (Indian pea), 375 nucleotides long. Lineage: Eukaryota; Viridiplantae; Streptophyta; Magnoliopsida; Fabales; Fabaceae. The record is from the annotation of a GenBank genome assembly.